Molecule: messenger RNA, 1891 nt
Organism: Clarias gariepinus (North African catfish)
Lineage: Eukaryota; Metazoa; Chordata; Actinopteri; Siluriformes; Clariidae
Exons: 10
Coding region: 64-1437 (457 amino acids)
Biological process (GO): monoatomic ion transport; modulation of chemical synaptic transmission; synaptic transmission, glutamatergic
Cellular component (GO): dendritic spine; AMPA glutamate receptor complex; postsynaptic membrane
Molecular function (GO): AMPA glutamate receptor activity; transmitter-gated monoatomic ion channel activity involved in regulation of postsynaptic membrane potential
Source: RefSeq, a predicted model, not a curated record
UUUAUAUUUUGGGACGUGUGGUGUGCUGGACACAGAAAGAAGCUGUUUGUAAAGCAGUGUACCAUGGCAUCUCUGGGACUUCUCUGGCUUCUUGUAGCAGUGGUUCACAUCUGCACUGCAGAACCACAGCCACUAAAAGUGACCUCCAUCAAGCAAGAACCAUACACAAUGUCAAAAGGCUCAGAGUUUGAAGGAUUCUGCAUGGACUUGCUGUCUGAACUCGCAAAGAAACUUGGCUUCAAGUACAAUGUUCACCUGGUGAAAGAUGGAAAAUACGGGACCAAGGACGAGCGUGGUAACUGGUUUGGGAUGAUUGGAGAGGUUGUGAGAGGGGAAGCAGAUCUGGCCAUGGCUCCGCUUACCGUCACUGCCAGUCGGGAGGAAGCUGUGGACAUGACCAAACCGUUCAUGCAGACAGGACUUAGUUUUAUCAUGAGCAAAGACAUUGCGUCAGCUGAUUCACAGUACCUCAGCUUUUUUAACCUUUUCUCCAGUGAGAUGUGGAUCAGCCUGCUGGUUGCUUACUUGCUUACCUCCUUCUGUCUCUUUUUGGUGGCUCGAAUUAGCCCGUCUGAAUGGAGCCAGCCUCAGAGGGAGGAAAAUCACUUUACCAUCGCACACAGCUUCUGGUACACUGUAGGAGCUUUAACACUUCAAGGUGCUGGUCCACACCCCAAGUCCUUCUCAGGACGGGUGAUAACUGCCAUCUGGUGGUUAUUUUCAUUAGUUGUCUUGGCCUGCUACUUUGCCAACCUCAGUUCUUGGUUGCAAAUGGAUAACAAGCAGCUCUCAAUUCAAAGCUUUGAAGAUCUGGCACACCAAAAUGUAAUUGACUAUGGGACAAUUAAGGGCUCCUCCUCACAAGCUUUCUUUAAGAACUCCAACAAUCCUACCUACCGACACAUUUAUGAAAACAUGGAAAGAAUGCAGUCCUAUGCCCUUACAAUGGAAGAAGGCAUCAACUUGGCUCUGGAGGGAAAGUAUGCCUUCAUUGGAGAGUCUGUGUCUCUGGAUUUAGCUGCGGCACAUUACUGCAACCUAACGCGCUGUCCUGAGAUCGUCGGCAUGAGAGGCUACAGCAUUGCAGUUCCUUUGGGCUUUCCCCUUCUGAAAAACCUGAGUGUGGCCAUUCUCCAGCUGAGUGAGACUGGAGUACUGGAUUAUCUGCGUAAUAAAUGGUGGGCAAGCAGCUGUGUGGCAAAAGAUGCACAGGCCUCAUCACUGAAGCCAAGCAGCCUGAAGGGUGUCUUCCUGCUUUUGGCUCUCGGCUUAGGACUGGGACUCGUUCUUGCCCUUAUGGAGUUGACUGCUAAAUCACGCAACAUUGCUAAUCUACAGCAGAAAUCCUGUUGUUCCGUCUUGACUAAUGAUCUCGGCCAGCGGUUUGGAAAAAGGGAGGAGACUCAGGCAGAAACCACUGACAAAUGCAAAGCUUAAACCCACUCACCGUUAUUAGGAGAACAUUUCCGCUCAUGCAAUCAGCUUGAAAGAUUCUUGCUUUCAAUAUAGGAAUCAUUUGGUUUAACUGAUCAUGAAAUUCACUGCUAUCUGUAUUUAUCAUCAUGCCAACUUUUUAAUAAUAUACAAAGGUUAAGUUCGGAUCAUGUAAACUUUUAUGUUUAUUAACUGGUUUUAGAUUAUAAAAGUUACACUCCAUUUAGUCAUUCAUUUAUGCAUGAAAAGAGGCAGAGUAACGUUUAUUUACAGGUUCUAGUUAUGUGAGUUAAGUUUUGUUUUGUUAUAUAUGCCAUCUGAAAUAAUAACAUUUGAUUUAGAAUUUAUUAGAAGUGAGAAAAGUAAAGGCAUAAAGAAUAUUUAAUGACUUGUUAUUGCUUUUAUACUAUAAAUGUUGUAUUAAAUGGCUAAUUAAAAUAAACAUUACUAUUUCUUA